AUGGCUGCUGCUGCUUCUUCUUCUUCAAGUAAUGUUUACUUACUAGAUGAGUGUUGGGAAUAUAUCUUCAAAUUCCUUAUCAACCACGAUACCGAGUACACUCACCGUCGCUACGUUGAACUAAAGCCUCUUUCUCUCGUAUCCAAACAGUUCCUCUCCGUCACAAACCGUCUUCGAUCAUCUCUCACAUGCACCGUCUAUAAUCCAACAUGCCAGUUCUUCCAUAGAUUCUCCAACAUCGCCUCCCUCGACCUAUCCUACUACGUUGGUGGUGAUCUCGAUGAUCUUCUCAUCCAAAUCUCUCGUUUUCCAUUGAAAAUCACAUCACUCAAUAUCUCAAACCAACUCAUUAUUCGAGUAAAGGGAUUGCGAGCUUUCUCCAAAAACAUUACAACUUUGACAUCUCUAGUAUGUUCCAACAUUGCUACUCUCUAUUAUACCCACAUGUUAUUCAUUGCCGAAUGCUUCCCUCUCCUCGAAGAACUUGACUUCAGUAAACCUAAACAGUUUAAAUUUAACAAAACCGCCUUCUUCCCUGCACAGGCUCUUUCGUUGGCACUGCCCAAACUCCGCAAAGUUAAUGUUGCAAAUUACUAUAUCUCCAACGAAUUACUUUUCCACAUGUGCAAGAACUGUAAGCUUCUCAAAGAGGUUAACAUCAUUAAUUGUUGGCGCAUAACCCUGUCUGACAUCGCAGCUGAUCUCCACGAGAGGCCAACGUUGAGCUCUUUAUCUUUUUCAGCAAGCAAGUUCCACCCCCUCACUUCAUCUUUCAUUGACUCUUUGGUGAUUUUGAAGGGUUUGACUUCACUUGAUUUGUUCAAUUUGAGAAUAUCCGAUGAGUUGCUCUCCUCUAUUGCAAUGGAGGGUCUUCCUUUGACAAGGCUUGGUCUCCGAAAUUGUUCAGGCUGUAGUUAUACUGGAAUAUAUUCUUUGCUAUCCAAGUCUCCAUGUAUACAACAUUUGAUUCUUCAAAGGGCUUCUUGUCUGAAUAAUCAACAUGUUGCCGAGUUGUCUUUAUUUCUGGAUGAUUUGAUCUCUAUAAACCUUAGUCGUUGUAAAAGACUCACAGAAUCAGCCUUGUUUGCACUUGUUAGGAACUGUCCUUCACUUAUUGAGAUCAAUAUGGGUGGGACAUCUAUUGGAAAAGAGAGCGUAAGGAAUUCUAAUUCAUCGAAGGAUCCUAUUGUAAACUCUCAAUUAAAGUCUCUCUAUUUGGCUAAUUGUGAGAAGUUAAGAGAUGAAACCAUCAUAAGGUUUUCUUCCAUUUUCUCCAAUUUGCAGCUGCUUGAUUUGAAUUCUUUCCAACCUGAUGAAGAUAUUGGUCAAGUUUUUAGGAGAUUUUGUAACAUUAGACAUUUGAAUUUAGCCAAAUGUCCAAGAGUGAAGCUACUUGUUGGAAUGAACUUUGAACUUCCUAACUUGGAGGUGUUGAAUUUGUCAUGUACAAGCGUUGGUCGUAAUGUCACACAGAAAGGAGUGAAACAUGUGCUUGAAAACUGCACACAACUAAGAGAGAUCAAUUUGCGGAAUUGUUCUAAUGUGGAUCGUGAUGUUUGCUCAGUGUUAUUGUCAAGCCUGUCUUUAAGAAAGAUAAUUGCUCCAUCUCGUAUUCGUUUCACUAAAGGAACUAUGAAACUCUUUUCGCAUCAUGGAUGCCGUGUUUGCAAGCAUUCUGCAAAAAUGUUCCACUCCCUUGAUCUCGACGCAGGCAUUGCUUUGGCUCUCCGUGACAGACUAACAUUGAAAUCCUUAUCUAUUGCCUGGAUUGAAUUAAAUCACGUUACUUCACAGUACAUUGACUCAUUCGUCAGUUAG
Vicia villosa (hairy vetch) is the source of this 1818-nucleotide messenger RNA. RefSeq names its product F-box/LRR-repeat protein 3-like. The record is from RefSeq and is a predicted model, not a curated record. Gene Ontology annotation, biological process: SCF-dependent proteasomal ubiquitin-dependent protein catabolic process. The coding region runs from base 1 to 1818 and encodes 605 amino acids. Lineage: Eukaryota; Viridiplantae; Streptophyta; Magnoliopsida; Fabales; Fabaceae. The transcript is spliced from 4 exons. Gene Ontology annotation, cellular component: SCF ubiquitin ligase complex.